This is a messenger RNA of Hirsutella rhossiliensis, 1908 nucleotides long. RefSeq names its product OPT oligopeptide transporter protein. Lineage: Eukaryota; Fungi; Ascomycota; Sordariomycetes; Hypocreales; Ophiocordycipitaceae. The transcript has 9 exons. The coding region runs from base 1 to 1908 and encodes 635 amino acids. The record is from RefSeq and is a predicted model, not a curated record. Gene Ontology annotation, cellular component: fungal-type vacuole membrane. Gene Ontology annotation, molecular function: oligopeptide transmembrane transporter activity.
AUGGAGCCGGCUCCGGCCACGGCCUCGUUGCCGCCUGGGCGACACUUCACAGUCCGCAGUGUUGGCGCGGGCCUCGGAGUAGGUACGGUGAUAUGCGCGGCCAACGUCUACUUCGGCCUCCAGACGGGAUGGGUGUCUAUCAUGUCCAUGCCCGCCAGUCUCAUGGGAUUUGGCAUCUUCAGACUGUUGCGUCGCCACCUGCAGCUUCCCUUCACCCCUGUCGAGAAUGUGCUGCUCCAGAGCGUUGCCUGUGGUAUGGCCAUCAUGCCUCUCGGCUGCGGUCUUGUCGGCGUCAUACCAGCAAUGGAGUACUUGUUGAGCCCUGAUGAGCAGGGCCCGCUUUCUCUCAGCAUCGCUCAACUCAUCGUCUGGUCGCUGGGCCUCUGCUACUUCGGUGUCGUCUUCGCCGUGCCCCUUCGACGCCAGGUCAUCAUCCGUGAGCGGCUCAGGUUCCCAAGUGGCUUCAGCACCGCCGUGCUCAUCUCUGUUCUCCAUGGUCAGGGCCGACCCUCUGCAAGCAAGGAGACCCUCGAUGCGGCUGCACGGGGGGGAGACGCCGACGAAGCCGAAGCCGCCCAAGAGCGCGAGCCGGGCGCACAGCAGCAGUCGGCCGAAUGGGCAACCAACAUGCGCACCUUGGUCCUGUGCUUUGGCAUUUCCGGCGUCUUCACAAUUUGCACCUACUUCUUCCCAGUCCUGCGCAAUCUACCCAUCUUUGGCGCCGCCGCGGCCCAGACCUGGCUCUGGACACUGAAUCCCAGUCUGGCCUACGUCGGACAGGGCAUCAUCAUGGGCGCCGAAACAACGCUGCACAUGACCCUAGGUGCCGUCGUCGGUUGGGGCCUUCUGAGCCCAUUAGCAAAGUCCAAAGGCUGGGCCCCGGGGCCUGUCGACGACUGGGAACACGGAAGCAAGGGUUGGAUUGUCUGGGUUUCCCUGGCCAUUAUGCUCAGUGACGCCAUUGUCAGUCUCGGCUACAUCGCACUCCGUCCCGUCUUGGGCAGCAAGUUCACCGGCUUGCUUGAGGCACAACUCCGCGGUUUCCGCCUUGGUGGUGUCAAGAGCUUGUUUCGGCCUCGUGCUCACGAGUAUGCGCCCGUCCCAAGCCAAAACCUGGAGGGAGACGAGGACUCGUCUCAAGCCCAGGCUGUCGAGGAUCGUGACGAGCAGCAGCAGGUUGACGCCCCGCCCGAGCAGCGCAUCAGCGGCAAGCUGGUGAUAGGGGGGCUCGCUACGUCCGUCCUGCUGUGCAUUAUGACGACAUAUUUCGUGUUUGGCGACCUAGUGCCUCUCUAUGCAACCGUCGUCGCCGUCGUCAUGGCACUCCUUCUCAGUAUCAUGGGUGUGAGGGCGUUGGGCGAGACGGACCUCAACCCCGUCUCGGGCAUCAGCAAGCUGGCCCAGCUAAUUUUUGCCUUCAUCGUUCCACAAUCAAACAAGUCUAGCGUCCUCGUCAACCUCGUUGCUGGGGCCAUCGGUGCACUGCAGGCCGGGGACCUCAUGCAAGACCUCAAGACGGGCCAUCUUCUAGGAGCAGCCCCGAAGGCACAAUUUUGGGGCCAGGUCAUUGGUGCUACUGUCGGGGCCGUUUUAAGCGCGUUUCUAUAUCGCCUCUACACCCUGGUCUAUACGAUUCCUGGUGAGAUCUUCCAGGUCCCGACUGCGUACGUCUGGAUCUUCACCGCCAGGCUGGUCACGGGAGGCAUUGCUGUUGCUGUUGGCAUGUACAACAUCCCGUCCUUCACUUUGGCCCGAGCUGCCGGCGGAUUACUCGGUUGGUACUGGGUCCGAGUCAAGAGGCGGUCUAACACGCCACUCAUAAUCCUCGCAUCUGGCUUCAUCCUCGGCGAGGGGUUCCUCAGCAUCGUGAACUUGACCAUGCAAGGCCUCAGGAUCCCCCAUUUCUAG